Blumeria graminis f. sp. triticale is the source of this 1497-nucleotide messenger RNA. The record is from the annotation of a GenBank genome assembly. Lineage: Eukaryota; Fungi; Ascomycota; Leotiomycetes; Helotiales; Erysiphaceae.
AUGACUGUCGUAGAUACCACUUAUUAUGAUGCAUUGGGUGUCACAACAGAUGCUUCACAACUGGAAAUUAAGAAAGCGUACCGCAAACUUGCCAUUAUCACACACCCAGAUAAAAAUCCAGAUGACGAGACCGCCCACGAGAAAUUUCAAGCUAUCGGUGAAGCCUAUCAGGUUCUAUCCAACACCGAGCUCCGUAAGCAGUAUGACAAAUUUGGAAAAGAAAGGGCAUUACCUUCGGAGGGCUUCGCUGAUCCAGCUGAGUUCUUUGGGACAAUUUUUGGCGGGGAAGCUUUUGCAGGCUUGAUUGGGGAGAUUUCGCUCAUGAAAGAUCUAACCAGAACUAUGGAUAUCACGAUGACUGAUGGAGGGGAUGAUGAAGGUGAUGCUGCCUCAGGAGAAGAUGCAACCAAAGGUGAUGGGGUAAAAGAGGAAAAGUCCCGAAUAAUCGGAGAAACAACAUCGAAUUCUCGAGAUGAUGUACCACCAACCACCUCAGUAUUGGAUGAGACAGAACCGACUACUCAUUCCUUGAAACCAUCAGAAGAUAAACCGAUGCUCAGUACGACCACGAGUGGUACGUCGACACCUCGAAGAGGACAGGGUAUACCUUUGCGACUUGCAAUUAUGGAUAAAGCAGAUGAUGAUGCAGGACCUAUGGUAACAGAAGAGGAGAAAGACCUCCGAAAAAAAGAUAAAAAGAAGGGAGGAUUAAGCAAGGCACAGAGAGAAGAAUUAGCAGCAUAUGAAAAAGAAAGAGCCAGAGUGAGACAAGAACGAGUAGACACACUUGCAAGGAAGCUUAUUGAUCGCCUGUCUAUUUGGACAGAAACAAAUAAGGAUCCUGAUGUUACCAGAGCUUUUCAAGAAAAGACCAAACUCGAAGUUGAGAACUUGAAGAUGGAAUCCUUCGGUCUUGACAUACUUCAUGCAAUUGGGGCUACAUAUGUACAAAAGGCAACGGCCCUUUUGAAAUCCCAGAAGUUUCUUGGUAUUGGUGGCUUCUUUAGUAAAUUAAAAGAUAAGGGCACGCUCGCUAAAGAAACUUGGAAUACUAUUAGCUCUGCAAUUGAUGCACAGAUGACGAUGGAGGAAAUGGCAAAGAUGGAGGAGAAGGGAGGUGAAGACUGGACAGACGAAAAGAAGGUGGAAUAUGAAAGGCGAGUAACUGGUAAGAUCUUAACAGCUGCCUGGAAAGGAAGCAAGUUUGAAAUACAAGGGGUUCUCCGAGACGUUUGUGACGAAGUUCUCAACGACAAAAAGGUACCGAUGAGUAAGAGAAUGGAGAGAGCACAAGCACUGAUUAUUUGUGGCGAAAUAUUUCAAAAGGCACAACGGAACCCAGAAGAAGAAGGGGACUACAUGGCCUUUGAACAGCUAGUCGCUGAGGCAGCUGCCAAGAAGGAGUCAAAGAAGAAGACAAAGGACAAGGAAUCCAAGCAUAACCUGCCGACUCAGGAUGCCACAGCUGCCGAUACCCUGAAUGUACCAAAGGUCUGA